Microplitis mediator is the source of this 6299-nucleotide messenger RNA. Its product is annotated as angiomotin-like protein 1. The transcript is spliced from 12 exons. The record is from RefSeq and is a predicted model, not a curated record. Gene Ontology annotation, biological process: regulation of cell migration; actin cytoskeleton organization. Gene Ontology annotation, cellular component: cytoplasmic vesicle; plasma membrane; bicellular tight junction. NCBI's taxonomy places the organism in Eukaryota, Metazoa, Arthropoda, Insecta, Hymenoptera, Braconidae. The coding region runs from base 181 to 3612 and encodes 1143 amino acids.
AUGGACUAAUGUAAUGUAAGAGACUGAGACGGACGUUUCUGUGUUAAGUGUAUAUUGUAACUUAUUUUUUUUUAUUUAAAUUUAUUUAUUGUUUAAAGCCUUUUUUUUUCAUUAAGAAUAUCCUUCUCCAGAAUUAAUUUAAAGAUAAAAAACAAAUAUACACACAAAUGAACGUAUAAAAUGAGUUCUAUUCAACAAACUGGUAGAUUCCUGCCGUUUACUAAUAACAGCAGCAAUAUACAGCGUAAGCAGUUGUCGACUCAAGGAGCAUUACCACAAAGUUUGAGCGGAAGUGAUACCGACGUAUCAACAUCCAAUGAAAAUUUAAGCAAUGAGGAGAGAUACGUUAUAAGACAUACUGCUAGACAAGAACCUCAAGGCCAGGAAAAUCAACAACAGCAAAGUCCAUCAAGAUCUUCCAGCCAUAAAGAAAAUAUACCAAAUAUUCAAGGUAACUUGAUAAAUCGUAAUAGCUUGAAGGAUAGUUUAAAUGGAUCAAACAGAAACAGUUUGAAGGAGAGUUUAAAUGGGUCAAAUAGAAAUAGUCUUAAAGACAGUAUCAAUGGAUCGAAUCGUAACAGUUUGAAGGACAAUUUGAGUAAUCGAACGAGCGUGGGAUCUAAUCGUAGUAGUCUCGAUAUAUCAACCAGCUCAUACAAUACACUUAUUAUUCAUAAUGCUAAUGAUGAAAAUGGCUGGUCACCAUCUGGACGUUUGUCUAGUAUCGUUCGCGAGCAUGCCGGCGAUGUGGGUUAUUUGUAUAGUGAAGGGGGAGGUGGUGGCAAAGGUCACUCAAAUAGUCCGACAAUGCAAUCCUUAACGAGUUUACCGCAUGACGAACGUUUUUACGACCAGCCGAACAAUGGAUGUCAAGAAAUUAACGAUAUUCCUGAUGAUUAUCUUAAUCAGUCUCAGGUUUUGAAACAUCUUGCGAAAGAAGUUAAGCCGUACUCUAAGCUACAGAGUGGUGGAAAUAAUUUAGAAAUAAGAAUGCGCGAUGUCGAUAGAGCUAAACAAAUAAAUAAUGAGUUCAAUGAUCGUUCCCAGUCGUCUUAUACGUCGAUACUGAUGCCUGCGAAAAGUAAACACAGAUUACUAGGACCUACGGAAAAAUUAACAUUGUCAAGAUCACAACCGGAUUUAUCACGAAUUGACAAACUAGAUUUCGAUGGCUAUGAUUCACCUGCGACAUCUCCACGGCCUCAAACGAAAGGCAGAGAGGAAGUUGAGAUAGCAACUGGUGAAAUUUGGCCCCCAUCUGAAAUGGUCCAAAUAAUUAUUCAAGAGAACAGUGCCCUGAAGCUUCAACUAGAGCGAUGUUACAGUCAAGUUGCUAAAUCACAAAAAUUAGAGCAAGAAAUAUCAAAAGUUCAUCGUGCACACGAAGAGUUGGCUGCAUCAUGUGAGCGACGUGAAAAACUUGAACGUGCGGCUCGUCUCAGGCUUCAAAACGACUGUCGUCGGUUGACUGAAUUAAAUCGUGCUUUAAGAGAUCAAAUUGAUUUAAUGUCUUCACGAUCUGAUAAUCCACCGAUCGUUGAGUCCAUGCGUAAAGAAUUGACGCAGAGAGAACUAUUGAUUGGACAACUUAUUACUCAAAAUAAAGAGUUAGCGGCCUCCAAGGAGAGACAGGAAAUAGAAUUAGCAGCACAGCGGGCAACUUUGCAAGAGCAACGAACGCAUAUUGACAUUUUAGAUACCGCAUUAACAAACGCCCAAGGGAAUGUUGUGCGCUUAGAAGAAGAAUGCCGUAAAAAACAAAUUUAUGUAGAGCGUGUGGGUCAGCUACAACGCGCAUUAUCGUCAUUACAAGCUUCAAGUGACAGACGUGAAGAGACUGAGCGACAUUUACGCGGUCAACUUGAACGCGAAUUACGUGAAGGUGGUAAUGGAGUUAAUGGCCACGAGCAUUCAUCGAACGGAGAGACAAUAACUGAAUUAAAGAGACGACUACGCGAGCGAGAUGAAAAAAUAAUGUCGCUUGAAGGUGACGUUGCUAAAUGGGAGCAACGAUAUUUGGAGGAAAGUGCGUUACGUCAAGCAGCCAUUGACGCAGCAAGUCUUCCCAAGGAUGCUAAAAUAGCAGCUUUGGAGAAGACAAGUCAAGACGCUGAAAAAAUGAUCGCUGAAGCGAGAUCUGAAAAAAUGCGUCACAUGGAUGAAGUUCAUGCCGCUCAGAAAAAAUUAGCUGACCUUGAAUCUCGAAUGAAAGAUCUAGAGUCAAAGCUAGCUGAGCGCGAUGCAAUGAUACGUGUCCUCCAGAAGCAUACAUACGACAAAGACAGUAGCAGCAGCAGUGGAAUGGGCAGUUAUCCAGCAGUACAUUCCUCUCAUUCAAGCACGUCUGCGGAUCACACUGGACUAACAGGCACUCCUGAAUUAGUUUCACGUAUGUCAUCAGUGAGCAGUGUGCUGGGUGGGACCAGUGGCUACGGCAGUACUGGAACAUCCUACGGCGUUACUGACAGCUACAAGUAUCGUAAGCAAGGUAGUUUUGAACAAACAAACAAGAGCCUUGAUGAUCAGCUCAAAGAACUUGAUUCCCAGCUACUCAGUAAGCGGGCACUUUGCUGUUUUCCAGGAUUCUCUAAUCCAGGCACUGCGUCGCGAAAAGGAAAAAUAUCCAAACCACUAUUGGCAGGCGUAGAUCAUAGCACUGGUAGUUCCAGUACCGCUUCAAGUAAGAGCCGUCUGUUGGACGACUCUGGGGGUGAACCAACUGUUGCUGGUGUUGGUGUUGGUGUCGGUAGUGGUGGUGGUGUUGGUGGUGGUGCUGGUGGAGGAGUAGGAGUAGGAGUAGGAGUUGGAGGAGGAGGAGGAGGAUUGAUUGAAUUUACUAGCUCAACAUCUGCGAGAUACAACAAACAACCUAACAAUGUUGUCGCUGUAUCGUCACGUUUGUCUGACGGUAAACCUGAGGAUAUGAUGUUACUAGAGAAGCAGGGCAGAAGUUCACAGAGACAGCGUAUGCAGGAAGGCGAGCCUCGUAGAGCCGGCAGUCUGCCACCAAGUUCAUUGCCACGUCCACCACGUGCUUUGAAAUCAAGUGGAAAUUCACGUUACUGUCGAUUGAGUGAUACUGAGACACGAAAAAAAUCCGAUCCUGGACCCAGUGUCAUCGACACCAUAAAAACGGCACGUGACUCGGGAAAUUGUACUCUAGAGUAUGGAAGAUUUGACAGCAGCAAAGGAUUUAGACGCAAAAAAUCAGUUGCUGAUGCUUUUGUGCCAAACACUUUGAAGAAACCGUCCAGUGGUGAAUACGAACGACUGGGUGAUGUUGACAGAAAGAAGACGAUACUUGGUGGUGGUGGGAGUGGUGGUGGGGAUGUCAAACAUCGUGAGACUCAAGGACGUUCGUUGAUACCACCCCCUUCAAGACGCAUCGUGGGUGACUAUGGAAGAUUGAGUGACGGUGAUGCCAAAGCUACACUGAGAAAACAAACUGGCGGUUUAUCAGCACGUGGAUUGAGUACUGGCAGUAUGGUCAGCAGCAAAAGCGGUGGACGUGACUCUGGUGGGACUGCCAGUAGCGAAGCAUCCACAUCUUCGUUACCACCUACUAAAGCUAGAUCUAUACCGCGACCAAGUAAUUACCGUAUACAAUUUUAAUUUUAUCCGUGAGCUUCUUUGAUGUUUUUAAUCAUUUGAUAUGUGAUUAUUAUUAUUAUUAAUAUUAAUAUUAAUUUUAUAUAAGAAUGUGGAUUAAGAUAAUAAGAAGGGAAUAGAUUUAAUCGUCAGGCUGUUAUAUAAAAUCUGUAAUUUGUUUAAAUUUUUUAGUCUGGAAUCUCGAGUACGCCAUAAUAAUUUUUAGUAUUUUUUUUCCAUAUAAUUAUUUUUUAAUUAUAAUUUCGAUAACUAAAAAAGCGCUCCGUUAAGUCCAUCACAAGUCAUAAUAAUUAUAAUUUGACAAUAUAUAUAUAUAUAACACAUAUUUAUGUUAAUAAUUAUAAAAACUAGUCAUUACCAAAGUAAUAAUCAUUUUUAUGCACAAUGAAAAUUAAUUUUUUUAUUUGUAAAUUUAUCUUCCAUAAAAUAUUGAAUAUUUAAUUAAUUAAUCAGUAAGGUUUUAAUUAAAAAACAAAGUUUUGUAACAGUGCCUUUUUUUGAAUGCCUUUACAAUUGGUCAGUACAACUGUCAAUUUUGUGCCUUUAUACAUAAUUAUUGAUAUUGAGUAUUUACAACAAACGAAAAUUUAAAAUAAAAAUAAAAUAAUGAUCUUAUAGUGUAGGGUUUCAUAAGACUGAGAAAAUGGAUAUUGACGCAAUUAAAUAAAUUUUUUUUUUUACUUUUAAUUUGCUCUACUUGUCAUACAUGAACAAAAUAUUAUAUUGGGUAGCGAGAGAUGAAUCAAGCCGACUUUAGACGCAAGUAAGCCUUCAUCCCGCCACUCAUAUUUUUCAUAAUUACUUGCAUUGAAAUUUGAAGUUCCAAUGCCUGUCAGUCGUAAUUUGGAUCUAAAUUCUAACCGCUGAAAAUGAUACUGAAGUUAGCCGACGUCUAAUAAUUUUUAGAUUUUUUUAAAAAGAAAAAUUAUAAAAAAAAAGAAUUCAAAAAAUUGCACUUACAGUUUUUUUAGUUUUCUACAUGUGCAUAUUUUUAGUUUAGUUUUUUUUAAAUUGAUUUGUUGCAAAAAAAAAAUCAAAAAAUUUUCAAUUGUCUGUUGACUUCAGGAUCAUCCGCUGAAAUAAAUUCGGAAACUAAUUUUUCACUAGACUUUUAGUCACAGGUCAGAAAUGUGAUAGUAAAGUUAUGAUACUGAAGUUAACAGACGUCUAAUAAUUUUUGGAUAUUUUUUUUUAGACGAUAAACCAUAAAAAAAAAAAUAUUUGAAAAAAUUGCACCUGUAGUUUUUUUAAUUUUCUACAUGUGCAUAUUUUUAGUUUUCGUUUUUUUGUAACUGAUUUGGUGAAAAAAAAAUCCGAAAAUUUCUAAUUGACUGCUAACUUCAGGAUCAUAGUAAAGUUAGCAGACAUUUGAAACUAAAAAAAAUUUUUUUUAACAGAUAAAUAAUGAAAAAAAAACUAUUUCUAAAAAAUGCGCAUGUCGGAAAUUUCAUAAAUUAUAUGUGCAAUUUUUCAAAAUGUUUUUCUUAAUAUUUAUUUUUUUGUUAAAAAAAAAUCAAAAAAUUUUUAAAUGUCUGCUAACUUUAUUGUCAUAUCAGAAAUUGGCUCAUUUCGAUUGAUUUAACAGGCAUUAAAACUUUUAGUUUCAGUGCAGAUAAUGCGAGAAAAAAAUAUAAUAAUUAAAAUAAUUCUACCAAAUUGAAACAAAAAGUCGACGUGGUAAAUUUGACUGUACACCAAAGGUCGAUCCUUUUCUUAUUAUUUUAUUUAUCCUAUUUCAUAAAUAUAUAUAUAUAUAUAUAUAUAUUAAAUAAUGCAACCAAGUGAUUAGUUUAAUGAUAGUUAAUAAUUAUUUUAAUCAAUCAAUAUUUAUUUGUGCUUGUGUUUAUAAAUUAAAAAAAAAAUCUAACGUCGAUAGAUCUAAAAAAAUAAUGGAGUGUUUUAGUUAGUCAGGAUAUUUAAUGUUCAAUAAGCUGUAAAAUUAUUUAUAAAGAAUAAUUUUUUUUCGAUUGUGAUGUAGAUUAGACUUAGAUCUAAAUUUCUCGCUUAGUAUAACAAUUUUUGUGUGUAUGUGUGAAAGUAAGAAUCAGCUAUUUACUAUAUUGUAUAGCAAUGCGUACUGAUCUUUGAUGAUUUUAUCUUGCAUUGAUUUUUUUUUUACAAUCAUAAUAGUCGUGAAUUAUUAAUAUUUGAUUCAAUUAAAUAUUUUUUAUAAAAAAAAAAAUUGUAUGCAAGAAUACCAAAAUCUUUUUCAUUAGUCACCAAAGAUAUUUAUUAAUAUUUUCUCGUUAAUUGUACGUUGUAACCAAAUAUUUUAAAAAAUUUAAUAUUUUGCGUAUUACAUGUAUAAUUAAGCGACGAAAAAAAAGAAAGAAAUUGCGAUGAUUGUUUUUUAAAAACGUUUGCUCUCUAUUUUUUAUAAAGCCCUAUUGGUAAUUUAUUAUUAUUUUUAUUAUUGUAUUUAUUUUUUAUUUAUUAAAUUUUUUUGGCUAGAAAAUAGACAGUAAGCAAACUGUUAAAAUUGAAUGUAUAAAAUGUCAUGACAAUUGUAACUGUAGUAAUUAAUGUGUAUGAUGUAUUUUAAGCCUUUCUACUAACAAAGUAAUAAAGUACCAAUGUAUUGUUUUUGUUCAUUGAAAAAAAAAAAAAAAAGCUUUUAAAAAAUUACAUUCGUAGUUAUGAUGUAAAGGAAUUGUAUGAAAUACAAAAAAAAUUGUUGUGAAAAAUAUUUC